Messenger RNA from Anopheles funestus (African malaria mosquito), 1835 nucleotides. Its product is annotated as spindle and kinetochore-associated protein 1-like. Gene Ontology annotation, biological process: chromosome segregation; regulation of microtubule polymerization or depolymerization; mitotic cell cycle. The transcript has 3 exons. Gene Ontology annotation, molecular function: microtubule binding. Lineage: Eukaryota; Metazoa; Arthropoda; Insecta; Diptera; Culicidae. The record is from RefSeq and is a predicted model, not a curated record. Bases 1026 to 1835 code for a protein of 269 amino acids. Gene Ontology annotation, cellular component: outer kinetochore; mitotic spindle; spindle microtubule.
AUCAUCUUCCACCCCUAUCAGUACAAAUUACGAGAAAAAAGGCCAUGUCGUAUGUAGAGAACAAUUUGUAUAUACUACGGAGCGCUAAGUGAUCUGUUAAACAAAUCUACGGUAAAGGUGUAAGUACAAAACAUUUAACAAACACGAAAGAGGGUGUGACUUGCUGAGGUUGCUGCUACAUUGAACAAUGUGCGCCAUACCUACUUAAAUCGCGAUUAUACGAGCAUAAAAAUAGGAUUCGUUAAAUGCAUAGAACGGCAGUUCCGCACAUGGCAAGUGCAUUCAGCAUUAGCUGUGUGUAUGUGUAGCACGCUGCAAGCUAUUGCGUCUAUUUGUACAACGCACGAUGGAGCUCGUGUGGUUCAAACAUUGUAAGCUUCGAAUGUCACGCUUUGCACAAGUGGGCCAAUACUUUGUAUAAAUGUCGUUUGGAAUAAUUGGAUUGGAUUCGAGCCUAAGAAUACGUAACAGAACUCAUAAUUCGGCUAAUCGGUAACAUCCUCGAAUAUUUUUGUGGCCGCAUCGGAUCAGCUCUGCUUACAAGGUAGCGAAGCGGAUGAGAAACGGUACCGGUUCUGGACUGCGGAGAAUGGAUAGCGCUAUCAUUAAAACAGCGGAUCCCUCCAAUGAAGUUAAUAGUAUAGUAAAUUAUAUUGGAAAUUCUGGCAUCGUUGAACUUUGGAACGUAUUUCAGCGAUGUUUGGAAAUUAGCCAGCAAAUGGCGGUUUGGUAUUUGUAUUCAUAAAUAUCUAAUAAUAAACGUUUCAAAUAUGGUCAAUUAUUUUUGAAUCACAUUUCACUUCGUUCGUAUAUGGAUAGUAUUACAAAAUACAUUUGGGUGCUGAAAAAACGAAAAUUUUAAAUCAUUCAAGAAAACGGUCAAAAGCAUCAACACAACGGUUGCUUUGAAUGGCAUAAACGUCACGUGCCAUAAAACUAAAUGUCAUUCAAGUAGACAAAAAAAUGCAGUUACAAUUUCAAACGCAAACAAACUCUAUUGUGCGGAAUCAAACGAAGCGUACGAAAUGGAUCAAUCUUUGGACACAAUUUUCCAAAAACAGUUGGACACCAUGCAGCGUAUAGAGCUCUUUCUGGACAUAUAUAAAUGCAAACCAAUCGUAGCAGACGAUUUGCGAGAACUGAAGGAAGAAGUAUGCAGCGCUGGAGAGAAACUACAAAGCACCAAGCUAUAUCUCGAAUCCGAUCGCAAGGAUGUGUGUUCACAGUUUAUUGAAAUAAUGCAGAAAAUGCGGCGCAAUGAGCUUCUUAUGCUCCAUCUACUGGAAGUGGGAGCACAGAAUGAAAAUGCGACUGUGAGAUCAGCUCAAUCUUCUAUCUCGAAAGAGACGCCACUAAAAGAGCUGCAGAACGAAGCAAAUCCUUCCAAAAUGUACCUGCAGGAUUACACCAAAUCUCCGUUUGCAUCACGCUCGAAAGCUAGGAACAUCCAUUUCUAUGACUUUGAUGUUGCCAUCACGGAGGAAGAAUUCGAAACGAUUCCCAGGUAUUUGAAAGGCCGUAUGCAACUGUCCGAGUUGAAACAGUUUCUCGAAAAGGAAGUCGUAAAAUGUUUCGAGGAAAAAUACACGCUUAUGUACAAACAUCGCAAGGCUCUCGUAAACCAGCACGAUCUUAAUGAAUGGAAAGUAUACAACAGUAUGCAAGCCAACUUUCCGGAUCAAAAAUUCAUUACGCAGGACGACUUAUCUCGUAAAACUGGCAAAGCUUUAGACAAAAAGAGCUAUUCCAAAUUACAAAUGCUGCGACAUCUCUACAUUCUGCAGGAAGUGCGUUCUGAAGGUACGAUUUACUUCCUAUGGAUCUAUAGCAAAUGA